CAGCUCGCUAUUGCCUUGAAGACGGGCGAACCUGUACCCAGCAAGGAGGAAGGUGUAGAAGCUGACCCAGAUUCUUGGCAGGUCUUUAGGUCCGUUGGUGCAGCAGAUUUCAAGGCUACGAGAGGAAGAUUGCUUCUGAUUCCUGCAGGAAGAAGAAGCAGGAAAAAAAAUCUCAAGAUGGAAAAUGUCCCCAAGGAAAGCAGGGGAGAGGAGCAGGUUCCAGUGCAGAAUGAGGAAGCCCGCCCUUUGGGAGGUGGUGAAGGCCAAGAACCUGGAGGAAACAUUAGAGGGGAAUGGGCUCCACCUGCCCAAGAUUUUAGAGAGGAUAUGCCCAAUAGGCUUGUCAAUAACAUUGACAUCAUAGAUGGAGAUGCAGAUGAUAUGGAAAGGUUCAUGGAGGAGAUGAGAGAGCUAAGGAGGAAAAUUAGGGAGCUUCAGUUGAGGUACAGUCUGCGCAUUCUUAUUGGAGAUCCUCCUCACCACGAUCAUCAUGAUGAAUUUUGCCUUAUGCCUUGAAUGCUGAGGUUAAUAAUCGUAAACCCCCCUGCUUCCCAAACUUGCAUUUUCUUGAUGUACCCUUUACUGUGAACCUUUCGUGUUCUGUCAUUUUU
This is a messenger RNA of Lipotes vexillifer (Yangtze River dolphin), 611 nucleotides long. RefSeq names its product brain expressed X-linked 5 (gene BEX5). Gene Ontology annotation, molecular function: signaling receptor binding. The coding region runs from base 178 to 516 and encodes 112 amino acids. Gene Ontology annotation, cellular component: cytoplasm. NCBI's taxonomy places the organism in Eukaryota, Metazoa, Chordata, Mammalia, Artiodactyla, Lipotidae. The record is from RefSeq and is a predicted model, not a curated record. Gene Ontology annotation, biological process: signal transduction. The transcript has 3 exons.